Molecule: messenger RNA, 6766 nt
Organism: Astyanax mexicanus (Mexican tetra)
Lineage: Eukaryota; Metazoa; Chordata; Actinopteri; Characiformes; Acestrorhamphidae
Gene: sall1a
Product: spalt-like transcription factor 1a
Exons: 3
Coding region: 1579-5505 (1308 amino acids)
Biological process (GO): regulation of transcription by RNA polymerase II
Cellular component (GO): nucleus
Molecular function (GO): DNA-binding transcription factor activity, RNA polymerase II-specific; RNA polymerase II cis-regulatory region sequence-specific DNA binding
Source: RefSeq, a predicted model, not a curated record
AACAUACUGUACAGUAUCAAAGUGUCCAAAUAACGAAUUUCAAAGACAUCUCAUAAAAUAAAAAAACGUAUGACAACCGAGACUCAUAAUAUUACAUGCAUAUAUUUAUAAUCGUGCUUUUCUUUUUGGUGUCUGUGUACAACUUAUUAAAAGCGAUGCUGAACAAAUUAAUAAUAAUUAAUCAGACUUUUAGGAAAUAUUGUUUUUUUCAAUGCGCAUGAUGCUGCGCCCUGUUGCUCACUCACAGUUCUUGCUUCCAAAUAAUAAUAACGCCUCCAAAAUCAUAACAAUAAAUAACAAUUUAACAAGCAAAAAAAAAUCCAGAAUAAAGCGCAAAACUCAACACACGCGCACACAAAUACCGACUGACUCCUUCGCUGAGGAGAAGAAAACGCGCGGUGUUCGGCGCGAGCGCAAGAGGAAGAGAUGCAAGAGGCGGGAGGAAAGAGGAGGGGGAGCGCCGUGAUGGAGCACCAAGCAGACCAAUAGGGCUCGGGGUGGGCGGGGUCUGCGCAGCUCUCAGCGCUCCCGCACGGGCCGCUUAAAGUUUGUUUGUUCUCCGCGCGCAGAGUCGUGAUGAAAACGUGUUAGUCAUCCCGCUCGGCGAUAAUCAGACGGGUCUGAUUCGGGGAGAUCCCACACGAGCCCCAUCUUUGAGGCCAUUAGGCGCCAAACUGACUUAACCGAUAUACUUUUUUUAGUCCCCCUCCAGUUUGUCUCUUGCUUUCUUACUCGUUCCCUCUUGCUUUCUCUCUGGCCCUGAGGAACAAACGACGGCGGUGAAGUUUUGCCAUCACAAACGGAGAUCGCUUUUCUUUCUUUUUUUUUCUUUUUUUUGAGAAACGAGGAGAGCCCGAAAACACACUCCAAAGAGUCAGUGUGUGUUUGUGUGUGGAGGACAACAACAACGAAAAACGAAAAAAAAAACGACUCUAAAAAAAAAAUACAGCGCGGAUGUUUGACCGCAUCCUAUCGGACACUUUGCGUGAACUGAAACUGAUCCCGGCGAUGACCGUCUGAAAGAGACACUACAGCACAGACACAGAAGACGCCGCAGGGUCACGUCACGCGUGGGUACGGCAUGGACAUUGCUGUGGUGUCCGAGAGAAGUUGAUAGCCACCAGCGGCCACCCGGUUCGCGCAGAAGGGUUAAAGCGAUCAAGCGAGGGCGAGGGGAGCUGGGAAACCCAGCCUCAUUGGGUGGGAGAGCCGGAGAGACAGGAGUCCCCAGCAAAUCAGCGGCUAAUUGAUUAAAGAGACUUCAUUUGUGUGUGAGAGAGAGAGAAGGAGAGAGAGCAAGAGGAGGAGGGGGUGUUGGAAGAAGAAGAGGAGGAGGAGGACAUCAGCAGAAGGAGGAGGAGGAAGAGAGGGGGGAGGAGGAGGAGGAGGAGGUGGUGGCUGGCGAGGUGCCAAUCGCCUUUCAAAGAACCCGUAUGAUUAAUCGCGAGGCAUUAUUGAUAAUCAUAACGGGAUACACGCGCGGUGGAUGGGCUCGAGCGCCCUGAUUUCGGGACGUUUCUCGGCGACUUUUUUCCUUUCCCCCCCGUCGCUCUCUCGUGGCUGAGACGCGAGGCCAGCAUGUCGCGGAGGAAGCAGGCGAAGCCGCAGCAUUUCCAGUCCGAGCCGCAGCUGCCCGGCACGGAGCACAAUGGGGACACAGAACCUGGCUUGGACGACCCCCCUUGCAAGGACUCGGGUGCCCAUGUCUGUGGCAGAUGCUGUGCUGAGUUCUUUGAACUGUCGGAUCUUGAACAACACCAGAAGAAUUGCACUAAGAAUCAAUUAGUUCUGAUCGUGAAUGAGAAUCCUGCGUCUCCUUCCGGAACUUUUUCUCCAGGCUCAUCUCCCCAUAAUCCUGAUGAGCAGGUGAAUGACAUGACUAAUAACGCAGACCAAGUCGAGUGUGCUGAUCUUUUAGACCAUAACUCACUGGAUAAAGAGGAAGCCAUGGAUGUGGACGUGUCGGCGAUCUCUGCUGCCCACGAUGACGGAAAUAGACCCAUGGAGAGAAGCAGCCCCAUUAAUGGCAGCAGCGAAGGAGUCCAUGGCGAUAGGGGCAGUACUCGACCCAAUCUGGGCAGCUCUGCUAUCUCAGCCUCACUACCUCAGCUUGGCAAUCUUUCAGAGCUGGGAAACUUCUCUGUGAUGAACAGCAAUGUUAUCAUUGAAAAUCUCCAGAGCACCAAAGUGGCAGUGGCCCAGUUCUCUCAGGAGACAAGAUCAUCAGGAGGCAAGAGGGUUGCAGUACCUGCUCUUAUGGAGCAACUUCUAGCUCUACAGCAGCAGCAGAUCCACCAGUUGCAGUUAAUAGAGCAGAUUCGUCAUCAGAUCCUUUUGCUAGCAUCCCAGUCUCCUGAGUUACAGGUUCCACCCACUUCCUCCCCUGGGACAGCGGCUUCAUCCACCAGCCCACUAACCACACUCAGCUCCCACCUGUCCCAGCAGUUAGCGGCUGCAGCAGGGCUAGCUCAGAGCCUGGCUAGCCAGUCUGCUAGCAUUAGCAGCCUGAAACAGAUGGCUAGUGCUGUGAAGCUACCUCAAAGCAACUCAAGCAUGGGAGAGUCAUCUCAAAGUCUGGGAGCACUAGGGACAGCCGUGGUCAAUAACCAGGCACCAGAGAAAAGGGCUGGAUAUUCUGGAAGUCUGCAUGCCCAGCUAGGCAACCCAUCCCUAGCAAAGUCAUCUACGCCAGCCUUUGGGAUAGGAAGCCUGCUGAAUCCUGUGGCAAACCCACUUCUACCUCAGCCCCCACCGGGAAACCCAAUGUUCUCCAGUGCUCUUCCAAGUGUUGGAACCACAGUCGAGGAUCUCAACUCACUUGCAGCGUUAGCUCAGCAAAGAAAAGGCAAGUCACCUAACGUGUCUUCCUUUGAGCCCAAGAGCAGCUCAGAGGAAGCGUUCUUCAAGCAUAAAUGCAGGUUUUGUGCCAAGGUGUUUGGGAGUGACAGUGCCUUGCAGAUCCACUUGCGUUCGCAUACAGGAGAGAGGCCGUACAAAUGCAACAUCUGUGGGAACCGCUUUUCAACUCGUGGCAACUUAAAAGUUCACUUCCAGCGUCAUAAAGAGAAGUAUCCUCAUAUUCAGAUGAACCCGUAUCCAGUCCCAGAGCAUUUGGAUAACAUUCCAACCAGCACCGGCAUUCCUUACGGGAUGUCAAUGGCACCAGAGAAGCCAGUCACAAGCUGGUUGGACAGCAAGCCUGUACUGUCCACUUUGAGCUCAUCAGUUGGCAUGUUGCUUCCACCAACUAUGCCAAGCUUGCCACCAUUUAUCAAGAAGGAGGAGAAUCAUUCUGUGUCUGUAACAAGCCCUUCCCACUCUGCAAAGAGUGACUCAGGUCCAGUCGAACCAUCCACAAAAAGCAGUGAUGUUGCCUCAGAAGGCGAUGGUGCAACCUUGCCUACCUCAAAUGGGAAAACUGAAGAAAACUGUCAGUCUUUAAGCUUCACAACAAACACAAUCUCAAUGGGAGAGAGCAAGACAGAAUACACCACCUCUAACAGUCCUCCAAUGGCAACCAAUCCUUUGAUGCCACUGAUGUCAGAGCAGUUUAAGGCUAAAUUCCCAUUUGGAGGCCUUCUAGAUCCUUUGCAAGGCUCAGAAACGUCAAAGUUGCAGCAACUGGUGGAGAACAUUGACAGGAAGGUGACAGAUCCUAAUGAGUGUGUCAUCUGCCAUCGUGUCCUAAGCUGCCAGAGUGCCCUGAAAAUGCACUAUCGCACGCAUACAGGAGAACGGCCAUUCAAAUGCAAAAUUUGCGGCCGUGCCUUCACCACUAAAGGCAACUUGAAGACCCACUACAGUGUCCAUCGUGCCAUGCCACCUCUGAGGGUACAGCACUCUUGCCCUAUCUGCCAGAAGAAGUUCACCAAUGCUGUCGUGCUGCAGCAGCACAUCCGUAUGCACAUGGGUGGCCAGAUCCCCAACACCCCUCUUCCUGAAAGCUAUCCAGAAUCUAUGGGCUCUGACGCUGGCUCAUUUGAAGAGAGAAACUUUGACGAUCUUGACAACUUCUCAGACGACAACAUGGAGGGGCUGGAAGAUGGUCCAGAUAGCAGUGUUCCAGACACACCAAAAUCUGCUGAUGCUUCCCAGGACAGCCUCUGCUCUUCACCUGUGCCACAGGAGCUGUCAAGUCUUGACCACCAGGAUAAGAAUGUCCUGCAGGGGCUGAUAGAGGAAUCGCAGUUGAACAGAGCAAAAGCAACAGAAAAUGGCUCAAUGGAAGGGGAUCGCUUCACAAAUGAUUCGUCCUCACUGGGGGGUGACAUAGAGAGCCAAAGUGCAGGAAGUCCAGCUGUCUCUGAAUCUACCUCCUCCAUGCAAGCUCCAUCACCAUCUAGUGGUGCCCCCCAGCAACACAGAUCCCCAAGUCUGGAAGAGCGUCAACAUAGAGCACCAUCACUGGAGCACAUAAGUGCAGGCCUCAUGCAAACCCAUUCCUCAAGUCUAGGGGCUCUGGACCUAACCUCCAUGAACGCUUCGAGAGACCCACUGGGCAUGCUUUUUCCCUUUCGCGAGCGAGGCACCUCCAAGAACACAUCAUGUGACAUCUGUGGCAAGACAUUUGCCUGUCAGAGUGCCUUGGACAUCCAUUACCGAAGCCAUACCAAAGAAAGGCCAUUCAUUUGCACAGCUUGCAACCGGGGCUUCUCCACCAAGGGCAAUCUGAAGCAACACAUGCUGACCCAUCAGAUGAGGGAUCUGCCUUCCCAGCUUUUUGAGCCUAAUACCAGCCUGGCUUCCAGUCCCACACCUUCCCUUCUCUCUGUCGGAUCCCUGUCCUCCAUGAUCAAGACUGAGAUCAAUGGCUUCCUUCAUGCUCCUCCACACGAUGGAAAAGAUCUUCCCUCAAGCUUGGUGACCUCCUCUGCUUCCACAUCUCCAGUGCUUUCUUCAGCUCCUCCAAGGCGAACUCCCAAGCAGCACUACUGCAACACAUGUGGGAAGAUGUUCUCUUCAUCCAGUGCUCUGCAGAUCCAUGAGAGGACCCACACUGGAGAAAAACCCUUUGCCUGCACCAUCUGCGGACGCGCAUUCACCACCAAAGGAAAUCUCAAGGUUCACAUGGGUACUCACAUGUGGAACAGCGCACCAGCCCGGCGAGGACGCAGGCUUUCUGUAGACGGCCCAAUGGCCUUCCUGGGCACGAACCCAGUCAAGUUCCCCGAGCUCUUUCAGAAGGACUUGUCGGGCAGAGCGGGGAAUGGAGACCCGGCUAGCUUCUGGAACCAGUAUGCUGCUGCCUUCUCCAAUGGCCUGGCCAUGAAGACCAAUGAGAUAUCUGUGAUCCAGAAUGGAGGCUUGCCACCCUCUCUUUCUGGAAGCGUGGGAAAUGGGGGCAGUUCUCCCAUUGGUGGCUUGACAGGCAGCAUCGACAAGCUGCACACCUCCGAGCCCAACGCAGCACUGGCAGGCCUGGAGAAGAUGGCCAACACGGAAAACGGAACUCACUUCCGCUUCACUCGUUUCAUGGAGGACAACAAGGAGAUUGUCACUAACUAGGGGACGAACAGCGCUUCUGUGGUACAUGCUGAUACACACAUAAACACUUGCAGACAUGUACUUACACAUGCACAAGAGAACGAGUGAGAGACAGAGCGAGAACAAGCGCAGGAAAAAAAAUCAGCUCUUGCUUGCCAUUGAGACUUUAGUUUGAAGAGGACUUGCUUUUUUGUACAAUGUACAACACGUUAAAAGUUUUACGGAGCUUAUUUAUUAGUGAUUAUAACCUUGCUCAAAAGAAAAAAAAAACAAAGUGGAAACAUUAACAGUUACUUAGUUUUCAUUUUAUUUUCUGUUUUACCGCCAGAACGGAGCUGUGUGAUUGUGUAAAAGUGUGCUUUUUUGGAACUUUUAGCAUUUCUGGCUAGAUGACUUUUACUUUGGUAUUAAAUUAUUUCUAUCUGUAGUAUGUAUAACACAACUGUUGAUGUUUGUGAUGCAUUAGAGCUUGAAUAAGCAUAAACAAAAGGAUGUAAAUACUGUACACUGAUCCGUGCUAGAUGGUUUACCAGCUGUGUAUUAACCCCUUACAGUGAACCACCAAACCCCAGCCCCCUCGCCCCCACAUUUCCUCCAGAGUGAGGACAUGCAGGAUAGUUCUAUUAUUUUCUUUAUUUAAGUAAAAUGACAAACACAGGCAUAACUACAUCUCAGCUGUUAUUUUUUUUUAGAAAUUAUUCUUUGUUUUUUGGAUGUUUAUUGUAUUGUGGUUUUUCACUUUCAUUUUAGUUUUUAUUUUCCUCUUUUUUCUUGUUGCUAUAGACUACAGAGCUUCAACUACCAUCAUUGUUACACAAGAAAGUACCAAGAAAGGUCCAUAUACUUACAAGUUUCGACAUAUAACUGAGAAAUAAAUUAAAAUAUAUGGAGGAAAAGUCUACUUCUAGAAGUAAAGAAGAAAUGAUUUUUUAAAAAACGAGCUGGGUUUCCACAUUGCUGCUACUUCUAGCAUCUUCCUUUGACAUCAGAUUCAAAAGGCGUGUACAUACUGUCAAAUGUGGAACAAUGAAUUCCAACCCAACAAAUGUACAUAAAUGUUGCUCAAAAGACAAGGUCCAUCUCGGCUAGGGGACAAACGAUAGUGUUUUUAUAAAUAGAAAUAUAUAUUAGGUUUGAAAACCGUUGGACUGUUACAUGCACUUUCUUGGAAAGUUGGAAAAUCUUUAAGGGUCCAGUUUCUCUACAGUUUAAUACCUACUAACAACUACAAUACUGUAAUUCUUUAUUCUAAUAAUCAAAUACAUCUGUUUUCCAAAAGAAA